This is a messenger RNA of Hippocampus zosterae (dwarf seahorse), 6385 nucleotides long. RefSeq names its product Rho guanine nucleotide exchange factor (GEF) 10-like a (gene arhgef10la). Gene Ontology annotation, biological process: SREBP signaling pathway; actin cytoskeleton organization; positive regulation of stress fiber assembly. The record is from RefSeq and is a predicted model, not a curated record. Gene Ontology annotation, molecular function: guanyl-nucleotide exchange factor activity; protein binding. Bases 431 to 4171 code for a protein of 1246 amino acids. NCBI's taxonomy places the organism in Eukaryota, Metazoa, Chordata, Actinopteri, Syngnathiformes, Syngnathidae. Gene Ontology annotation, cellular component: cytosol. The transcript has 27 exons.
ACUUUGGCUCACAACCUCCCCCACGAUUGGUCCAAACUGCCCCUCUGACGCCUCCCAUUGGUCACUUGCGAGCCUUCGGCCUGCCUCGCCAUUGGCCUGUGUCGCACGAGAACUGAUCUCUGGGUCGCGGAGCUUUUGUGAGGCUGUCUGGACAACAGCAACGCGGGGUCGCGGACGGUGGGAGGGAGAAAAAGCGAAGAAAGGACUGAAAGGGAUGGAACCUGGGUGGGGGGAGCACCGCUGAAAAGGGGGAGAUGGUUUAGCAGAAAGAGGCGCGACGACGCAGAAGCGUAGCCGGCUAGCGAAGGUGGCGUCCGAGCGUGGAGAACUUGCAAACCGCAAACUAAACGAGGAGCCUCCAAUGAUGAAAGCUGACAUUUUGAGGGGACUUGACCUGGAUUAAAGCAAACCAGAGGACGCAGAGGAAGCCAUGUCCGCCGCCUUGUCUCAGCAACUGCCAAAGCAGGACAAGGAGGUGGAGGAGGAGGAGGAGGAGGAAGAGGAUGAGGAGCAAGGCGAGGAGUUUGUCUUUGACGACAGCGAGGACGACCAGGGGCCUCCAGGGGUGGCCGGCGACUCGCUUCAAUUGUCAAAUCCGGAAGUCCCACAGACGUGCGAGGACGCGACGCAGGCUGUCAAAGACGUCACGCCACAGGAAGGAAGCGCCAGCCAGGAUGACGUUCAAGUCGCUCAUUCAGCCAGCGGGCUCCCUGCAGCAGCACAGCUAAUAACGUUUGAGGGCGAUUCAGGAGUCGGCGAUACGGAAACGGCAAAGCAAAGCUCUGGGGACAUCCCCGAAGCCUCACAUGAAGUUGAAGCUGACGUCAUCUAUGACGACGUCCCGUGCGAAGAGCCCCUCUCUCCUGAUGAAGAUAUGCUCUACGAGGACAUCCAGCGGGACUCCUGCGGUCCAUCUGUUGCAGGCAACGGGUGGAGCUCCAGCGAGUUCGAGAGCUAUGACGAGCAGUCGGAUAACGAGACCAAAAUGCCCGCACGCAGCAAGCUGUCCCCCGAAGUGCGGCGGCUGAGAGAGCGCUGCGCCAGGACCAAGCGUGAGCUGGCUAUGAAGCUGUCUGGCAAGCACAACUAUGACAUAAAGGUGCAGCAGCUCAUGAAGGCGGCCAGAAGCAACACCAAGGAUGGACUUGAAAAAACCAGAAUGGCCGUCAUGCGCAAAGUCUCCUUCCUUCACCGGAAAGACACCAUUGAGGAAGAGGAUGAUGCAGGCUAUCUGGAUGUGGUGAUAUCGGACGUGACUCAUCCGCCGCCGCAGCUGAGCGCCAUGCCGGAGGGCCUGACCAGCCACCAGGUUGUCAGGCGGCACAUUCUCGGUUCCAUCAUCCAGAGCGAGCGCAGCUACCUGGAGUCCCUCCGGAGGAUCCUGCAGGAGUACCACCGACCUCUGCUGGAAGCCGACCCGCGCAUCCUGAGCCCUCGCAAGAUCCGACCCAUAUUCUACAGAGUCCGGGAGAUCACGCAUUGCCAUUCCGUGUUCCAGAUUGCGCUGGCAUCACGCGUGGCUGAAUGGGACAGCUGCGAGAAAGUCGGAGACUUGUUUGUCGCCUCGUUCUCCAAGUCCAUGGUGCUGGACGUGUACAGCGACUAUGUGAACAACUUCACCAACGCCAUGGCGCUCAUUAAAAAGGCCUGCCUGUCCAAACCGGCCUUUCUGGAAUUCCUCAAGAAGAAGCAGGCAUCCAGCUUGGACCGCAUCACUCUCUACGGCCUGAUGGUGAAGCCCAUCCAGCGAUUCCCCCAGUUCAUAUUGCUUCUGCAGGACAUGCUGAAGAACACGCCCAAGGGCCAUGUGGACCGACUGCCGCUGCAGCUCGCCCUCACCGAACUGGAGACGCUGGCCGAGAAGCUCAAUGAGCAGAAGCGGGUCGCCGACCAGAUUGCGGAGACCCAACAGCUGGCGCGCAGCGUCGGCGAUCGUCUGCUCAGUAAGUGUCCCUCGCAGCAACUCAACCUGGAGCAGGGGUCUCUGGUCCAGUGCGAGACGCUCAUCGAGACCGUGUACGGCGAGCGGGGACAAGUCCUCAAGUCCAAGGAACGCAAGGUCUUCCUCUUUGACGACGUCUUAAUCUGCGCCAACAUAAAUGUCAAGGGGUCUCCAGACAUCAGCAGCCUGGUCCCGGUGGGGCCCAAGUACACCAUGAAGUGGAGCGCCCCCUUGCAGCAGGUGCAGGUGGCGGAGGUGGGUCAGGAGACCUGCCAGGGCAAGGACGUCGUCUUCCAGCAGAAUGCGAGCAAGCGGCAAAGCGGCGCCCACGCUUCAGGGAAAUCCAUCCUUGGUCCUCCACGGCUCUACCAAGAACUGCAGGAACUUCAGCAUGACCUUUGUGUGGUGGAGAACGUGACGCUCCUGGUGGGCACCCUGGAGGGGACGUACCAGAACCUGAACACCACGGUGGCCCAGGACUGGUGUCUGGCUCUGCAGAGACUCAUUCGUAUCAAAGAAGAGCAGAUUCAGAGUGCCAACAAAUGUCGCUUACGCCUGCAGCUGCCCGGCAGGCCAGACAAGUCCGGUCGUCCCGUCAGCUUCACGGUGGUCUUCAACACGCCAAACCCGCUCAGCAAGAUCUCCUGGGUCAACCGGCUGCAUUUGGCCAAGAUUGCGCAACGCGAGGAAAAUUCUCCCGGCUGGUUGUACGAGGAGCACGAGGGCAAGCCGACGGCCCCGUUUUGGUGCCCCCUUCUGGCCUGUCACAUGCCCGUUUUUGCUACCAAGUCCCCCGAGAGAAAGCUCGAAGCUGCCAUCCACAAUCCUGUUCACUGUGCGUUGUUGGGCUUCUCGGCAGCCAGCACAUCCUUACCUCAAGGCUUCCUCUGGGUGGCCGCCGGCGGGGAGGAAGCCUCUCAGGGCCAGAUUGAGAUCUUCUCGCUCAACAGGCCCGUGCCAAGGGCCGUGAAGAGCUUGCAAGUGGGCUCCGCCGUCCGCUGUCUUGAAUACGUGCCGGAAGCUUCUCCCAGCGAGGAGGCGGAGGCCGCAGCUCACAAGGGAAACGCCGCCAGCAUCUGUGUCGGAUUAGAUGACGGACGAAUUCUGGUCUACGGCAGCGUGGACACUGCGGCUCAGUGCCUGGUGACCCUCAGCAACCCCCGGGGCUGUCCCGUGCUGUGCCUGAAGCACUCGCCUUGCUUCCUCUUUGCUGGCUUGCGCGACGGCACCUUGAUGGUUUACGGGAGGAAAAGCGGCGAGGAUCUCUGGGAUCCCGAUUCCAGCAGAAGCGUGAACUUGGGUUCAGAUCCAGUGCGGACCCUCUUGGUGCUAGACGACUCGGUGUGGGCGAGCUGCAGGAACUUGGUCACGGUGGUUGACAUCUGCAGCCUCGACACUCAGACACUGGAGGUUCACCCGGACCCGGCGGUUAGCGUGUCGCACGUGGCGCGCGCCGGCGGCGGCGUGUGGAUGGCGUUCUCGGAGGGCUCGUCCAUCCGUCUCUUUCACACCGAGACGCUGGAGCUGCUGCAGGAGAUCAACAUCUCCACGCGUUCCUCGCCGCUCAACACCGGUCAGGCGACCAUGCGAGUCACCAGCCUGCUCAUCUGUCAAGGACUCUUGUGGGUCGGCACCGCCCAAGGCCUCAUUGUCACCCUGCCGGUUCCCAAACUGGAGGGAAUACCCAAAAUAACAGGAAAAGGCAGGAUCUCGCUGAACGGCCACAGCGGGCCGGUGGACUUCCUGGCGGCCGUCACCAGCACCUUGUCUCCGGACCUCCUGAAGAGGGACUCGGUGGCGGAUGGCCCGGACUCGGCCUGCGGGGGCGAGGAUCCCAGCGAUACCUCCUCCCAGGAAUCCCUGCAGCACCCGGGCGAGGGCCGGGUGGCGGGCGGCGGCGGCGGCGUCCUGCUGCGGUACAAGCUGCGCUCCACCUCGGGGCUGCCCGGACGCCCGCUCACGGCCGCCGCCGACGAGGCCUCCGACUCGUCCCUGGAGUCCCUGGAGCACAGCGUGGAGGACGGCUCCAUCUACGAGCUCAGCGACGACCCCGAGACGUGGGUGCGGGGGCGCCCCUCGGAGAAGGACGGCAAGGCCAAAGACAGGGUGGUCUCGGCCGCCGUGGUCUCCGGGGGCCGAGGGUUCCGGAGGCUGCGGGAGGGGGCGCGGACGGCCGGGGAGCCUUCGGAGAACGUCCUUCUGGUUUGGCAACUCCCGUUGACUGUCUAAUUUAGAACAACGCGCUUCACCUCCAUCUUGGAGGCUCACGCGUCGAAGAAGGGAAACCUUGGGUUUUAGCAUUGACGAGUCCAAGGACUAUAAAAUCAUCGACCAAUAACAGGUAAUAAUUCCCAAGAGGACAGGUAUCUUUAAAAAAAAAAAAAAAAGCAACUCUGAGAGCACAGAUAGCAGAAUUGUCCCGCUUUGCCUGACGGUUGACUCGCAGCUCGGAAUCGGCAUUACCGCCACCUGCGGGACAGGAGUAGAACAAUGCCAAAUGAAUUCCAUGCCACUUUGUUUCAAAAGAAACCCUUGUGAUGGGAGCGGGGUGGGGGGGGCUGGGGGGCGCAUUUUCGCGACCCGGCUGGGAGCCCGCUUGCCAACGGUGGCUUCAUUCGCGCUUGUCUCAAGACGGAACGCGCCCUCGCAGCUGCUCACGGGAUCACGCCGAUCAAUGACCACUAAACAAACCAGAUGUACUUUAUUGCACAUGUCUAAUUUUGAUGUUCUAAUUUUGUUUUUGUUUUUUUAACAUUUGCGCCAACUAAAAUUGUUUGAGCAUGUCGCACUUGCUUUGAUCAGCGUUGAGCUAAUGAAAGCUUAUUUAUAUGAAGGAGGUUUGGUGCAACGAACGCACUGGCGAGACGAAUGAGGAUACUACCAGAAAAAAGUUUCAAAGAAUUCAUUUGGUGGGGUUUAAAAGGGACACACUUUUCAAAAUAAAAGGAAAAGGAAAAGUUGCUUUUUUAAAUUGACAUUUUUCUUUAUUUUGGGAUAAAAAAAAUAUUUUUUUAGAAUAAUAAAUUAUGGAAAAAAAAUGCCCCCCCCCCUUCUUGUUUCCUUUUUUCUCUGAAAAUAACUUUUUUUCCCCCCAUCAACACUCUUUUCUGGUGAAAUUCUGACAUUCUGCUCCCAAGAUUCCACAUUCGAUGUUGUCCCGCCUCCUUGAAAGUUGACGUGAGUUCCGUUCGGAGUGGUCAUCCCCUCCCGCAAGCUCCAACUUUCCUUUGUCUCGAGCUUUCCAUGUUUUGACUCUCUGUGACUUAUCUCCACUACCUAAAAGGGUACAUGAAUGAAAAUCCAUUUUGCCUUGUGUCGUGUUUUUGAUAUGGAAAAUGUUUUUUGGGGUUUUUUUUUUGCACAUUAUGGGCCUAUUUGCACCAACCAACGCAUCUUUAGCUAAACGUUGCAUGACUAUUUUCCCAAUGACGGAUGUUUGUUUUCUGUAAAUGAAUGCGUACAAGCUUGUGGGCGAGGGGGGGGGGGGGGUCCGGGUACAGAGUCAAAAGAUUUUGUGUUUUUGAAAAAAGAAACAAUGUACCGAUGAUAGUCGUACUUUCUGGAAUGGUGUUCUUUUUGGAAUGGGGUGUUUUGGAAGCUGGUGUAAUUUUAAGGGUAAAAAAAUACACUGGUUGCGAUAGAAUGGUUGUGUGUCAAAAAUACGAUAACGUUAUUUUUUAGGAGGCUAUUUUUGCGCCCUAAACACUGACUGUUCAUCAUUGUCUAAAUGUGAUCCGAGGGAUGAUGAUCAUUUUGUCCUCUAAAAAUGUUGACUCUAUUUUCUUUUUUCUCUCCCCAAAAUGUGACUUUUCUUAGAACAGCGGGCCUAUUUUUCUUUUCUCCAAAUUGGAUGUCCUUUGUGAGUUUCAAAUGUCAAUGUUCGACUUGACUUGUGCGUUCACCUGCCGGGCCGCAGUCCAUCCUCUGCUGUUUUGUUUUCCAUCGUUCAUCUGUCAGCAUUUCGUCAUGAUUUCAUCAGGAAAUUCUGCGAAAGGAGCCGUCGCCAUUGCCGUCCUUCUUGCCGCGGGAAGCCAACUCCGGACGAACGGCGGAAGGUUACGCCGCUCGGCAUGGCCGCCUCGAGUCUUGACAUAACCUUGGGGGCGUGCGGGGCUCGCCGCCUUAUCCUUUCAUCAUCCAUCCAUCUGCGGGAAUCGUUCCGCCGAAAAGCCGACGCAAAUCCGCUUCGCCGGCUGUCAUCUAAAUGUAAAUGCGCGUAGCAAACGCGCACGACGCCGACUCGUGUGCCGCGACACCCUCGUGGUGAGUGCCGAGGUGUUUGGGCCUUGCCGUGUUUGUUUUCCUGCGAAUGAAAUAUGCAUGAGUCCGUCACAAACGGGGACUGCGACGAUUGAACCUUUUGUAUCCAUGAACAUGUCGUGUUUGACUUGGAAGCGCACACAAAUAUCACUAAUAAUAAUUAAAGCUGGAGCUGACUUGGUA